CAGAUGUCUCUGGUGUAGUCAAUCGCAAUAUGGCUGUUUGUUCCUGGGGGGUUGUAUUGUCGACGGUUUAGUGAUAUGAUUUGGUGUUAUUUUCAUCGAGCUUCUUGCACUAAACACAUGUAAUACAUAAAAUUCGCAGUUCAUAAAUAAUUCAAAUUAUUUAAGUCUAAUGGGUGCUAAAGCAAGUACUGCAAAUGGUGGAGGAACAAGUCCUCGAGCUCGAACUUUUUCAACGAGCAGCAGCUCGGAUGUUGUUGCAGGAGGUACAGGAUUUAGCCUUCUGCGUGCAAUUCCAGGUACAAUGUCUAGUGACAGGCAAAGAGCUCGUUCUCUAUCCAGUGUACCAGAUAGUCAUUCAAGUCAUGAAGCAAUAGGAAUACCGAACUCUAAUGUUGGAGCAUAUGACAUAUCCGAAUCCCCAGAAACUGAGAGCAGUUCACCAGAAGACCAUGUCUUGGACAGUCCUUUAGCAGCAAACAUCAGCCUUGGAAGGGUUUAUACGGCUCAUUCUCUGCCAUCUCAUAUUUGGUCCUUGAACGCACCACGCCAUGAAGACGCAUGGAGAAUUGGAGAUAUAGAUUCACCGUUCUUGACCUUGGCACUGGAUGGAGGUAUAAAAUGCCCGGUGUGUGCCAAGUUUGUGCUACCAGACGACAUAGAAUGCCACCUAGUGAUGUGCCUCACGAAACCUCGGCUCAGCUACAAUGAGGAUGUACUAACAGAUGACAAGGGGGAGUGUGUAAUUUGUCUGGAGGAUCUCCAACAGGGUGACACAAUUGCAAGGCUGCCCUGUCUCUGUAUUUACCACAAGAGUUGCAUCGACAGGUGGUUUGAGGUAAACCGGUCAUGUCCAGAGCAUCCCGGCGACUAGCCUCCGUGCAACUCGAGGGAGCAGGCUCCAGACCUACUGAUGUAGCCCCCUUCAUUGUUACUGGAUUGGUUUCAGUCACCAUACAUAACUACAGACAGGCCUUCUCCACAAGAUGGAAUUACCUCUACAACUGCCAGUGCCAUCCAAAUGCUACACUACAUAAUCAGUCAACUAGAGUGAUCUUUGGUGUGAAGCCAUCAGCAUUUUGCCUCUGCACUAGUUUAUUAUAAGUUGGCCUUUUCAAGAUGCAUUGAUGCCAAUAGCAUAAGAAGGUUCAGUUGCAGGAAGAUACUGAAGCUUUGGGCCGCUUGUUUCUUUUACUCACCAGCAGGAACAUUUCAGCUUCAUAAUUCCACUUCUUCCUGUUACAGAUAUUGUUUCGAAAUUUGGAUGGUACACUGAUCACUGGAAAGCUAUGCUUCUCUAUAUCAGAGGUGGUAUUUUGGAGUGAUAUAAUGUUUGUUCUAAGUUUAGUUGGAGGAACCAUUGUUCUUGGUGGAGACUGAACUUGCAACAAUUCAAGUUACAGAAUUUCACUUACUGCUUGCUUCACAUCAUGCAAGCUGUUUGUUACAUACAAGAUUUGUUCAAUGAAUAUACAUCAUAUAAAUAUAUAUAAACAAGUUUAGUAAUAUAUAGUAUAUCAGUUACGAAAAAAAAAACAUUGAGAUGAUUAGUCUUGUACAGGAACUAUAAAAUGUAUCUUUUUUUUAUUUGUGUAUAUUCCUUUAUCCCUUUAAUUCUAAUUACUAUGCAGUGACUAAUGUCUGUCAUUCAUUUUUCUUUACUGAAGCCAACAACUUAUGAUUCAGACAGGUUAUUUUUCUUUUGGAAAAAUGUACAGAAAGUAAUGGGGCUCACACCAUUGCUUUGAAAAGGAUAUACAGUCUCUUUCACAGCAAAGUGAUAUUUUUGAUACUUUCAUAAGAAAUCUCAUAGCAGAAGAUGCAGUUUGAUAGACUUGUGAGAACUAUCCAGCAUCAGAAUUAACAGUCAGUCUGUCCCCAACACAGUGGACACAUGUAUCAUGAAGAUAAAUGGUUGAUAUGUUUAGGCACAAAUUUUAGGGUGAAUCAUAAGCAGGACUUGUUUAUGGAAACUGAAGCUUUGAGGUUAUGAACAUUUAAUGGGAGUGGAUAAUUUGGUGUUAAAUUCCAUAUUAUCUUGAAGUGAAGAAACAGUUAAUAUUGAGAUAUAAUUCCCUUAUGAAAAUAAACUCUGUACCCAAACAUCAGAGUAAAGACAACACACAUAUAUAUAUCCAGCAGUGCUCGGAAAUAACUGAAUGUUUAAACUGAGGAACACUUCCCUCUUACUAAAAGGAGAAAGUUAGUGGUAAUAAGUUCCAUGCUGUUAUGCUUGAAUCAGCGAUAGGCAGCUGCUGUCUGCAGCUCAUUACCAGAUUGUGCAAGAGAUUUAUACAGACCUAAGUACACUGUACUGUUUCACCAUGGAAUGCAACACUCUGUAAGAGGGGUGAAAUGGGAUUCCCAUUGAAAAUUAAGUUAGCAUGUUGUGGGAGGUAAGCUCUCAUGACUUUGUCAUCUGUUAAUAAUUUAUUAAUUACAUACAGUUUGUGUUGAACUGGCAGUAGGCCUAAUUUUCCAUAUGAUUAAAAUAUCUCCCAAGUUAUAUUCAUUUAUGCUUUUCAUUCAAAUUGUUUGCAAAUGAAAAAAAGGAGAAUGUAUUACAUUGUUUUGAAUUAUUUGUGAAAGUAGACUUCUUUAAAGAAGGCGUUGAUUGUUCAUUAUUUUUUUUCACCUUCAUACUAAAGUUGAUGUACAAUCAAGUCAUUCAGGAAGUGAAAAGUUUUUAUGGAAGGAGAUGGUAGAUUAUGUGAAAUAAAGCCUUAACUGAUUUAAUUUUGUUUUACAUAAUAAGGAAUCAGACUUCCAAAUAUUAUCUGGGAUCUAUAGAAGACAUGUAGGCUGCUCAUCCUGCCUCCGAGAACCACUAUAUCUGAAUAAGACUGAGUGACACGUGUGAAAAUGAUCUACUGCCGUGCCAUAUUUUAUUGUCCACGUGUCUUAAUAUAGAGGUGAAAGUGGAGUGGCUCCAUUUGUAGUUUGUAUCAGGACUACAAAGUUUUUCAUUUGUAGCACAGAGCUUCACAUCCAUCUGUUCACAAGUGUAAUUGUCCAUGCCACUAUCUACAGUGAACAACAUUUUAUGACAAGCCUUGUCACAUUCUUCCAACAUAUUCAGUUAGGAAAACAUAAAUUGACAUGCUGCAGAGCUUGAAUUGGCUGGAAAUGUAUUGAAACCAUUAUCUAUUUAAUAUUGUGACUGGGUUGUGCCUUUUAUUGUCAGUACUCAAGCAUUCACCUUUUUAAUUGAUUUAUCUUCCUUUUAUUAAUACUGACAUAAAUUUCAACUUUUUCCUUUUUGAAUGAAUAUAAGAACUUACUGUAUGUUCAUAAAAACAUAGUAGACUCUACACAUGAAUCUUGAAUUGGUGAGCUAUGUCAUUGCCUGAGCAAGUGGAAGAGCAUGAAGUUCCUCAUGCUGUGUGUUCUGAAAAUAUUAUCCCAUGCCUAAUAAACAUGAGCAGUGUAUGUAAGCAUUCAGUAUAGUCUGAUGAAUAAUAGGAAGAGAUAUGUUAGAUUCAAUGUGCAGGUGCAAAGUUUGCUUUCUCAGGGUAAUGAUCACCAUCCCCACAGAUUUCAUGUUCCCAUUCUAUUAAAACUGUUGUGCAAAUAAGGGGAUUUUUUUCUCAGCUUUAAUUUAUAUUAUGUCUGAAUUACUUUUUUUGUAGUAUUAAUUUCUUCAGAUGAGUGAUGUAUUAGCAACUUGUGCAGCAUACACUUUGAACUUUUCUAGUAAGUGUUGACACCAGAAACUAUUGGUGCUAGCUGAUUAAGGACUUGGAAGUUAUGUAGUGUGUGUAAUGUUAUUAUUGCUAUUAUUACUUGUGAUGUGAUUGCAAGGAAUAUGAACCAUAUAUUAAUAAUUAAGUCAUUAUAAAAGUUA
Messenger RNA from Cryptotermes secundus, 3841 nucleotides. RefSeq names its product E3 ubiquitin-protein ligase ZNRF1. The record is from RefSeq and is a predicted model, not a curated record. Lineage: Eukaryota; Metazoa; Arthropoda; Insecta; Blattodea; Kalotermitidae. The transcript is spliced from 5 exons. Bases 170 to 871 code for a protein of 233 amino acids.